This is a messenger RNA of Pieris rapae (cabbage white), 5445 nucleotides long. It is a transcript of the gene TTLL5, whose product is annotated as tubulin polyglutamylase TTLL5. Gene Ontology annotation, molecular function: tubulin-glutamic acid ligase activity; tubulin binding. The record is from RefSeq and is a predicted model, not a curated record. Bases 158 to 3244 code for a protein of 1028 amino acids. The transcript is spliced from 17 exons. Gene Ontology annotation, cellular component: cilium. Gene Ontology annotation, biological process: microtubule cytoskeleton organization; protein polyglutamylation. NCBI's taxonomy places the organism in Eukaryota, Metazoa, Arthropoda, Insecta, Lepidoptera, Pieridae.
AUUUUACUAUGAAAAAAUUUAAAUUAUGGAGCUAUCAAAAUUAUAUGUGAAUAUUUUUAUGUAAAAUUUAUUUUAUUAAUACAAAAAGAAAUGUGAAAUUAACAGUAAAAGUUUCCUGCACAUCGUGGGCCGUUUAAUUUACGUAGCAAGCUCCACCAUGGAUCCAGAAGACGAAAUGAAGCUACAAAAAAAGGUACCUGAUGAUUUACCUAAAAUACAUACAAAAUGCAACAGCAACCGUCCACACACCAGUCCACAUGUAUCACCAGAAACCUCAAAUCCGUCUACAUCAAAAGAAAAUCCAGAAAUGAACAAUGACGACGAUUCAUCGAAUGGCAAAGAAACAGAAAAAGAAGGGUCCCUAUCCGACUGGGUGUCGGGUGGUCCCGUGGGAUCGAAAGCGGCCGUGCUAGUCUUCCGAUCAUGUGUCCUCGCCUCCAGAACACCCUCCAUGGAAUCCACAACAAAAACAGUCGGCAAUAAUACAGGCACAACGAUACUCCUCAAUAAAGCCAAGAAUAUGGCGAAAAGACUCGUAGCCGAACCGCAUUCUUUCAGCGUCCGACCAAAAACAAUAAUGCACGAUGUGAUGGAGACAUUUGGUAAUAACACAAAGUAUAUGGGCCAAGCGUAUGUGGUGAAACAUGUUAGUGAAGCGGAAAUUCCAAUAACAGAGUCUGUAGAAGAGCAAGGUCAUGAAGCAGUCGAACAUAAGAGAGAUAUAGAUGAUGUACUUAAUGAUCUCAGCAAGAUAACCCUAAAGAAGCAUUUGAACAUAGAAAAUACGACAGCUAAUAUUAAACCGCCCGAACCUCCACCUGUAACCAAAGAUGCCAAAGAUGAAAAGAAAGGAAAGAAAAACAAAGGUAAAGGAAAAAAGAAAAAUAUACAAAGGACUGUCUCGCCGAGUAUUGAUAGUGACGAUUCGGAACAAUUGCUAGUCAAAGAAGUAGAUAGUAUUAAGGUAUUAGAAAGUAGUCAUAUGCCGGCCAGAAUUCUUAAGAUCACCUACAAAUUAGUUAAUACUGAGACCAAACUGCUGCACCGAUUACUCCAAGCUCAUGGUCUCCAAGAAGCCUGUCCUGACGCAAAAGAGUUUAACCUGCUUUGGGCAGGUCUGCAUCCUAAGCCUGAUGUGCUGAGGUCACUAUCAGCGUAUCAGAGAGUCAAUCAUUUUCCUAGGUCGUACGAACUAACACGCAAAGACAAAUUGUUUAAAAACAUAGAGAAAAUGCAAUACUUCCGAGGCUUAAAACACUUUGAUUUCAUCCCCACAACAUUCCUGAUGCCGGCUGAAUAUAAAGAACUGUGUACCACACAUUAUAGGACCAAGGGUCCGUGGAUUGUUAAACCUGCCGCCUCCAGUAGGGGCAGGGGAAUUUAUAUAGUUAAUACGCCAGAACAAAUACCGAAAGGCGAGAACGUAGUAGUAGCAAAGUACGUGGACAAACCGCUUCUGAUUGGUGGACACAAAUGUGACCUACGCUUAUACGUGUGCGUUACGUCCAUAGACCCGUUGUUAAUUUAUCUGUAUGAGGAAGGCCUGGUGCGAUUCGCCACUGUCAAAUACGAUAAGACGAACAAGAAUCUGUGGAACCCGUGCAUGCAUCUGUGCAAUUAUAGUAUCAAUAAAUAUCAUACGGAUUAUAUCAAAUGUGACGAUCCAAAUGCGGGCAACAUUGGCCACAAAUGGACGCUGUCAGCCCUAUUGCGCCAUUUGCGUAAGCAAGGACGGAACACAGCUGCGUUAAUGGCCGCUAUUGAAGAUCUGGUCGUCAAAUCCAUUCUGUCUUCAGCCCAGACUAUUACUGCCGCCGCUAGAGUUUUUGUGCCUAAUCUUUUUAAUUGUUUUGAACUAUUUGGCUACGAUAUUUUAAUAGAUGACAUGCUUAAGCCAUGGCUGUUAGAAAUUAAUUUAUCGCCGAGCUUGGCCUGCGAAAGUCCUUUAGAUGCCCGAGUGAAAUCUGCCCUUUUGGCAGAUACACUGACCCUAGUAGGAUUACCAGCAGUGCCUAUGAGCAGGCAUGAGCAAUCGCCGCAGAACAACUCUCUCAAGAUGAGAAUCGGAGCGUGUCGCCGUGUCCACUCAGCAGAAAACGUAUUCGUACGCGGCAAACCUCAAACCCAGACAGAGAAAGGAAUCGCCAACCUCUUAACGGGCGAAGAAUUGCGCAUAGUACGAGCUGUUAGGGCCCAAUACGCCCGGCGUGGGGGUUUCGUCAGAAUAUUCCCUAGUCAGAACUCUUGGCAGAAGUAUUCGCAGUAUUUGGAUCCUGUAACCGGUAUCCCGAUAUGUUCUACGUCCCUAAACAAUAACAUCCCGUAUACAGUUGUUCACAAUUACAACUUGUUGGUACAUUCCCACGUGUUGCCGCAUUUCCAACACGCCCAAGCUGCUACUAGCCUUACGGACACACCGCAGAGAUUAAAACGUUACGAGGCUGUAUGCAUCGCGGGUGCGGCGCCGGCAGUUCAGAUAAACUCCCCUGGUGAGGCGACCGCGCCUCCAAGGGACGCUAAAAGAGCCAAAGAACUCAUCAAGGCCCAACUCACUGACGGAAUGAAGUUGACUAUGGGUGAAGGCCGUCGUGCUUUCGGCCUAUAUCUGACCCACGUCCUCAAGCGCAUAUCGUCUCCGAGCAACGAAAUGGCGGUGCAACACGCAGCCCUGAUCCUCCGAUUCCUCAGACGAGCUUCGGCCUCUCUGCGAAUGCCCUAUAAUGUAAAGGGUCCCCCUGCGAAGAUGUGCGACAAGGACAGAUGUGCGAUCAUCGCGAAACAGCUCAACGAUUUCCUGUACAUGUACUAUCGGGAGACGGAUUUAUAUACAGACAGCAACGACAGAGAUGGAUGCGUGUCGAAUAUACAUUUCGCACAUUUCUUGUAUGCCGCUAGUGAGGCCGAUUUAGAGGACGUAUUACUUUUGGUCCUUCGAUCGGAUAAUUGGGUGGCGACGUUCUUGGGUGAUACUAGAAGUGCAUUAUGCGUUGACGCGCCACCCGCGAGAUUGGCGCAUACAAGCAAACAUACAUUAUUGAAGCAUCUGGCUGCGGUCGCUCCUAUCAAUUGUAGAAAAUACAGACCUACCAUGGACUCGAUGAGUCGUUCGGAGUCGUCCAGCGUCGCUCAAGAGUCGGACUCGUCCCCUCCUCCACCUCCAUACACCACUUCGGACAUCGUACUUAAAGAGUCGCUGAAGGAAGAGAAGCCGCUCAAAGUGGCACUUAAGUACGCGAGAUCAUAGCAAUAUUAAUUAAUAAGUUUCAAAAAUAAUCAGAUUUUUGUUUUUAACUUUAAAAGUGAACGUAAAAAAUAAAUCUAGUUACCACAUACCAAAAAGUACUUACUAAUACAUCGAAAUAGAUACACUGCACUAAUGUUACCAUAGACUAAAAAAACGGAAUAGAUAAAUGAGGGUAUUCUAAUUUAUUUAUCUUUUCGUUUUAAAUUAACUCCAUUUAUUUCACAUCGUUAUAUUUGCUUCACGCUUACGAUGCCUACAAAUUUAUCUAUUCCUAGAACAUAUUUGUAGUUAGUUCAAUGUGAGGGUACACCGAUUACAACUAGGUUUAGGUAAUAAUAAAAUCUAUUUUUUCAUUAAUGCCAUUAUGCGCUUUUGUAAAAAAAAUAUAGAUAACAAGUAGACAUUUCACAAUGCUUCGAAAAUCAUAUUUUUACACUAAAAUCUAGAUUAAGACAUUUAUAUUUCCUUUUUCAAGUAAUUCCUGUCAAUAAUAGACAAUUCGAUAAUAGACCUUCGCAAAAAAAAUAAAGUCCAAAUCACCGUGAUUCAUUUCGACCACAUCACAUUGCGGCCCUACUGUAAUUACAGUAGAUUGCUGAUGUUUGUAAAAACCGCUACAUUCUCUUGUCAAGAUAUAAAAUCCUUAAAAGAAGUUGUCCUCUUAUGUUUACAUUCAAAACAACAAAUUACUCACCUACUGAUAUUACCGUAGAUUUGAUUAGAAAAACAGAUAAAUUAUCCUUCCGAGAUUUUUAUUAUUUUAUUUUAAAAUUAUAAUAUAAAAAUACUGAUUUAUUAAGAAGAAUUAAGAAUUUUAGUUUGGAAAUUAUAGAUAUAUGUUUCAUAUUACGCAAGCAGCUUCUACGCUUUUCAGGUUGCCAUUAAUUAGUACAAUUUAAUAUUAAAAUAAGUACCUGGCAAAAAGGUGCUAUAUAACAAGAACCAUUCGUAUUGUCUACGAGUGGUUCUUAGCCGGGCGUUUACUGUGGAAGUUAAUAAAUUGUCGUUUAGUAGACUGAGCUAAGUGUCUCUCUCUUAUGAACACGUUUACAUGUUAGAGUGAGAUGAUUUUCAGUUCUAGAACAUAUUUUAAAGCGAGAUGACUAUGUGUUCUAGAACAUAAAUUAGAGUGAGAUGACUGUGUUUCAGAACGUAUGUUAGAGUGAGAUGGCUAUGUGUUUCACAUUUUACGUCAAAGGGUAAGCCAGUUUGACGUAUUGUACUUAACAUAAAAUAGUUUCAAAUUUAAAAAAUAAUUCUUAAAUGUUCGAUUCAUUCAUAUUUGUAAAAAGAAAUUUCAUCGUUAUUAUUAUUAUUAAAGAUGCUAGUCGUGUUUACGCUUGGAUUAAUCUCAAGAAAUAUUUAUUUAAAUUCAUAUUUUAUUGCAUAAAUGAUAUUGUAUUAACACUUACAAACUGUGGAAUAAAGUUUUUGUUGCCAUGAUUACGAACAGGCGAAAUCAGGGUCAUGACAGGUCAUUAACCCCAUCCGAGACGUAUAAAACAGCUGAUUAUUUAAAUCGUUAUUUCUUACUAAUACGUGAUAUGCUUUAUAUAUUAUUAUCAAACUGAAAGUACAGAAAAUAUGAUAAAAACAUUCUGUUAUCCAUAAUGAUAGUAACCAUGGCAACAAAUAUCGUACUUUAAGUUAAAGUAACACAAAUAAGUAACAACAUUUCAAAUAUAUUGUAUUUUUUUAAAGAGUAAACAGAAAACAAACUCGAUUGUAAAAUGUUAAAUCUUUGUCAGCCAUAGAUAAUAUGAAACUGUCACUAUAAAAAAUAAAUUUACACAGGCUAUUAUAAUAACUAAACUGCAUUGCUUUUUCGUCUCUUUUUCUCAAAUUGUGCCUUCGCUGCUAUGAGAAGAGAGAGAUUAGUACUUCAAUGUAAUUAUUGAUAUUUAUUGAAUAUUUUAUUAUUAUUUUACACGCAUUUUGGAAUUGAAAUUAAUUUAAUAAGAAUUUAGUUUCCUGUCACAUAAUUAUUUAUUAAACCAGUUUAAUUACAUGGCUUGAAGUGCAUUUAUCUCUUUCCGUCAGAUUGUAGUCACGCUGUAAUGAAAAGGGACAGAUGAGUUAAUCUGAUUUUUACUAAUACAGUUAGAUUCGAAAUCUUUUAUAGCCUUGCUUCAAUACCAUUUGUGAUUAUUAUCAGUUAAUUGAUCUGCUCUGCAAUACAUUAUUAAAAGUUUUAAGUGAUA